Messenger RNA from Amoebophrya sp. A120, 4058 nucleotides. Lineage: Eukaryota; Dinophyceae; Syndiniales; Amoebophryaceae. The record is from the annotation of a GenBank genome assembly.
AGGAAAAGAAAACCUCUCGUUUUGCUAACAAACAACCAAGGCGAGUUUUACACUGCUGUCCAUGUCAAACUAGGGAGAAGGACGUGGCGGCGGCCGCCUCUAUUUCGAACUAUCAUAUAGACAGCCGUGCUUAAUACCUACUUCGGCAAAAGAACCUUCCGUAUCGAAACAUGUCCUCUGAAUCCGAUCCCCCUGACGACCCAGCUCCCCCAGCACCGGGCCGCGCGCGCAGCAUGGGUCUUGGGCCCGUGUACGUGCCCCGGCUCGGAGUGGAAGGGUAUACGAGAAAAGAUCCACGCCUCUACGAGGCAACGCUGCAGGUGCAGUGCGAAACGGAGCAGCGGCGUGCACGCAAUGUCCGCGACGCGGCCGCUAUGCGACAAUCCGCGUACCUGCAGAGAAGCGCGGAGGCCGCCGAUUUGGCGCUCCAAGAGGAAAUCAAAAGGGACGUCUGGGCCCGGGAGGUGGCUACCCACCGCCGGCAAGAGCUGGAGCGUCGGCAGGAACGCGAGAGGGCGGAAGAGGAAGAUAGCCGGCGUAAAAGUAUCUAUCGCACAGGCAUGAACUGCGUGGUCACGAUUUCAUGCAAAAAAUAUUGCAAUACAGCAAGAGGCGGUCUGGCUCUGGACAACGUAAGAACAUGACGCUUACAUGAGAAGUACCGCUCCUGCUACAGCUUCUUCAACGAAAAUCGCAGUUCUAGCAGCAAGUGCUGAAAACACUUUUGCACAGCAUAGGACAAAAUAUCGUACGAGAGCAGGAUGAAAUCGCACAGACGUCCAAUAAGCGGGUGCGGGAAUACCGGCACCUGCAGCAGAAAUACGAUAAGAAAGCCGAGCGAUGGGGCAACACGGGGGAAGCACUAAAUCACGGCAUCACGUCAAUGGUGAUGCAAUUCGGCACGCAGCCAAGAACCAACAUCGUAAUAUCUCCUGGUAUAUCCCGUGCAAAUAAAGUAUCGCACUCGUCGUAAUUUUGCUAUCAAGCAUGACAAACAUCCCUUUUUUAGGUGUGUCAGAAUUAUGAAUUCCAGUUUUCCUUUUGAGAAAAUUUGAUGUGAUGCAAUUUUGUAUACUAGCACGAACAAACGAUACUGUUGCAAAGCAUAGGACACCUCCCAUGGUUCUGGAGCAGGAGACCAAGCCGCUGCGUUUUCACCAAUCUCUGCCGAUAACUACGAGAACAACUCGUUUUCUUCCUCUUCGUCAAGUGGGUGGGAGGACAAGCGUAUUCGACUGCAGGAGAACCACAACAACUACCCAUCUACCUCUUCCCCAUUUCUCCCACAGCCACCACGACCGGCGUUGGGGACAACAGGAUCUAGCAGGGGCAGGAGUUUGCUGCAGGGUAAUAAUCCGUUUGCCACGAUGAGGAUGAAUAGAAGUGGACCAGAACAACAAGAACAACAACAACCCGAGCUGUUGACCUCUUCGUCUUCGUCGGCAACUUCUCAUGAUUCCGGUAGCUCCUCCUCAUCUUCUCGUGCUGCGCCCGCCGCGACCGCGGGAUUAAACGCACGUGCACUGGCCUCCCUUACCGGUCACGUACAGAAGCAAUACGAGGAAGAGUUUGUAAACAACCGCUCAAAUAGUAACCUGGUUGAUAUCGGCCAGGCCGACCAAGAAGCCGGAAGCGCGGAAAGUUUAUUUGCUGCGAAUGAGGGUGAGCAGAACAACAAAUCAACGCGGUCUAUGGAACUCUGAAACGCGACCUUCGUCUCAGCGGCUGUUGCGUGAUUUGUCAUGCAAAGUCAACACCAAGGUCCGUCUACACGACGCAGCUACCUCGCAUGACAAAUUUUUGAACGGCUACACCGCACAGAAAUCUUCUGUGCCGAAUUUGUAAUGCUAGGGGCGCAAGAAGAUACUCAUCUCGGCCAAUUUUCAUUUUGAUGCCUCUCUAUUGCAAAUUACCAGUUCACGUAACUACAGCUGAGAGCCACACGUAUCAGAGUGAAAAAAGCCCCCACCCCAUACCAAAACGGAGAUUUGUGUAGCAUGAUUUGCUACCACAAAUCACGUUGUCAUGCUAGAAGGCAAAAGAUGCGGACUGUAGUGCUGGCUGGCGUGAGAAAGCCUUGCACUUUCAGCAAGAGAGGAGACAACUGGAAGUGGAAAACAGCAUGACAAACUGCCUGCAGUUCAGGCCACAGCUGCGUCUCUUGGCAUUCUAGCAAUACAAGUCGAUUUGUGUACGCAAAUCCAGCAUCACAAGUUUACUUUCGAUAUGGGGAGGGGGGAUUUUUCCUCGCAAUAUCACGUUUGAGAACUCCAUACGGCCGACCCGGCGGUUGGAAGAGGAGGUAUCAAAUCCAAAUAUGUCUGGGUCUGGAAAGUUGGAACUUGUGAUGCUCAUCUUGCAUUCCUGUGAAAUCUGUAUUGAAUGACCAACAAAACUGGUAGCCUCUCAUGUCAUACAAAAACGCAUUUUCUCAUGCAGAGUUCGUAUGAGAAAGCGUCCUGCAAACUUGUCUUGUCAUGCUUUCCUGCAUAAGGAAGCGUACUUUCUCUUGCACAUUUCGGCAUGACAAAUUUCCAGACCCAGACAUAUUUGCAUUUGAUAAGAAGCGUGCGUGGACGAUUUUCAGCAGAAGAAAUCAUAUCAACUGCCACUGCGUCUGGGUUUGGAAAAGUGGAACUUGUGCUGGUUGUCUGGUACUCCUACAAAAUCUGUAUUGCAUGACGAACUGCAGAAGAACCCAAGCAACUUCAUUUGUCAUUCAAAAACGCAGUUUGUAGUGCGCACUGCGCAUGACUAGAGAGCGUCGUAUAGAAGUUGUCAUGCUUGGCUGGCGUAGAAGUUCGCCGAUCACGUAGAAUUCCUCAUCACAAGUUUCCAGAGCCAGACCCAGACCUAUUUGCGAUGCAUAAAUCAGUCUCGAGCGUUUAUCCGCCCCACGAGAACAGAACAACGGGUUCGACCACAUCACAUCAUGCGCAUGCCCCCGACGUGAAUAAGAACCAGAGAGUGCUGUACCACGCGGCCCCAAUUUCUACAACUACCCUGCAGAACACGACGAAGGCGCUUCCCCCGUUACAGUUCAAUCUGGGUGGAAGAUCAUUCCCGAACACGAGCCAGCACAACAAGAUAAUUCCCACGACUUCUACCGGCGCAUCAAGCUCCUCCUUGCCAUCGGCCGCGACGUCGUCCGCCGGCCGGCUCUCCACGGGCGGCGGCUAUUUGGGUUUUGGUACAACCGCGAAAUUGCCCCUGCAGCAACCGGCGGUUUUCAAUCCCAGUGGAGCCGGGACUUCUUUCAAGGCGAGUACUACGAUUGGGACGACGACGACUACUUUGAAUCCGAUCGGCAGUCGGAUUAUGAAUGUUUUUGGGGGAAAUCAGGUACUUGCAUCUAUUGAUGUCUUGAUCGCGGAAUUUGUAAUGCACACAGGACAUAGAAGGAGAGCUUUUGUUUUGUCCGCAUUUUGACCACCACCAGUUGCUCGCUUCGUCUUGCUGGUUGGUGCUGUUCGAACUUCAUCGCGAAAAAAAAAUAAAUAUGUCCAGCAGACUACAACGUCGCAACCACCGAACGGGCCGGCUGCUGCAUCCUCGUCCGGCGUCCACGAGGAGGACGAACUGAUGCCGCAAGCCGACGCCGGACCCGCACCGGUCGUCGUGGCCGCGCGUAAUGUAGUUUUUGGAGCAGGAAUAUUCAACAACAGUCAAUCGAUUGGCAUCGGCGCAAAUAACCAGGGGAGUAGCUUCAACCGUGCAUUCGCAUUCGGGGUGAACGCUGCGGGGCAGGCUCAGGCCGCGUCGCAGCCCAUCGCAACCGUAUUCACUGCAGAAGCAUCGCAGUACGAGUACCACGAUAUAGGAAUUGCAUCACGAAACUUUUUGAACCCAGAAGAAAAAAUCAAUUUGUAAUGCUGAUCUUUGCAGAAAAAGACAAAAUAUGCAAGUGCAAUCUAGGUAUACGACUACGAUACUUCUGCACAGGAUAUGAAGCCGGUGGGAGUAAUAUUUUCAGCAGGAACGCGAAUUCCCAGCAGGGUUUGGUCCACCAGCACGGGCAAGAACAGGGGCAGCAGCAGCUGCAGCAGCAGCCAUCCUGA